Molecule: messenger RNA, 600 nt
Organism: Brassicogethes aeneus
Lineage: Eukaryota; Metazoa; Arthropoda; Insecta; Coleoptera; Nitidulidae
Source: the annotation of a GenBank genome assembly
CAAAUAGCACAGAUCUGUCAAUGGUCUCACAUGAUCAACAACUAUCAAAGCAGAAAACUCAACAUAACCUCAAAACAAUUGACAUUGAAACAAUAACAAGUCCAUGAUUUUGAAAAACUUCAUUGUCUCCACGUUAUUGUUAGGAUUUGGGCGUAGAUUCGGCUCUGCGAACAUGUCGGGCGAAAUGUGCUCCUCGAACAACUCCUACGUCCCUGGGACCCACUCAGUGGCUUACGUCACCACCCCCAGCGAGGAGGUCGCCAAAAAAUUGGCCCACGGUUUGGUAUCGCAAAAAUUGGCGGCCUGCGUGAAUUUAAUCCCCAAAAUUACCUCCAUUUACGAAUGGGACGGAAAAAUAAACGAAGAUUCUGAAGUUAUGAUGAUGAUUAAGACCAGGUCAUGCAAAAUUAACGAGUUAACGCAGUACGUUAAGUCCAAUCACCCGUAUACCGUUUGUGAAGUCAUCAGCUUACCCAUACAGAACGGGAAUGACCCGUAUUUGAAAUGGAUUAGUGACAUUGUACCUUCCUCUUAAUCUCUCAUAAUUUAUAUUUAUAUUUAAGUUCAUAAAUAAUAAAAAUAUGCAACUAUUGUUUGGUA